Knipowitschia caucasica is the source of this 504-nucleotide messenger RNA. The record is from the annotation of a GenBank genome assembly. NCBI's taxonomy places the organism in Eukaryota, Metazoa, Chordata, Actinopteri, Gobiiformes, Gobiidae.
AUGUUCCAUCACAACUUCCAGCACCGAAGGACCCUCUGCUCCUGCAACCACCCAGGACCCCUGCUCCUGCCCCACCCCAGGACCAACUGCCUCCCUCGCACAUCCAGACCCUGCUCCUGCAACCAUCCAGGACCGUCUGCUCCGGCACCAUCCAGACCUCUGCUCCCUGCACGCAUCCAGGACCCUCUGCUCCUGCACCACCUCAGGACCAACUGCUCCUGCACCAUCCAGGACCACUGCUCCUGCACCUCCAGGAACCACUGCUCCUGCACCAUCCAGGACCACGCUUCCUGCACCACCCAGGACCUCUGCUCCUGCACCACCCAGCCCAUUGCUCCUGCACCAUCCUGGACCACUGCUACCUGCACCAACCCAGGACCACUGCUCCGCACCACCCAGGACCAUUGCGCCUGCACCAUCCAGGACCACUGCUCCUGCCCCACCCAGACCACUGCUCCUGCACGCAUCCAGGACCACUGCUCCACAGCAGCUGCCCCCACGUGA